AUGGACUGGCCGCAGCCGAAUUCUCCUCCGCCGGUGAACUGGGACGCACUGGACGCCCUUAUCCUCGACUUCGCCAGAUCCGACCGCCUCGUCGCCCAUCCUCCCGCUGCACCCGCCCCCGCCCCAGCCUCCCCCUCGCCGCCGUCCUCACCCUCCUCCUCUACUACCACCGUCACCUCCUCGGCCCCAUCCUCGUCUUCGUCGUCCUCUUCCUCAUCCUACCGGUCGCGCCUCCUCAUCCGCUGCGCGCGCCGCGCGCUCGAGCUGGGAGACGUCGACGCGGCCCUCGCGCUCCUCCGGGCCCACGCGCCCACCGCUCUUGCCGACCACCGCCUCCUCUUCUACCUCCACAAGCAGAGAUUUGUGGAGCUGGUGAGGAGGGGCACGGAGGCGGACAGGGACGCCGCGCUCGACUGCCUCCGCACGGCGCUCGCGCCCUGUGCGCUCGACGCCUACCCGGAAGCUUAUGAGGAGUUCAAGCAUAUAAUGCUUGUGUUGAUAUAUGACAAAGAUGAUCAAUCUUCCCCAGUUGUUAAUGAGUGGUCUAUAAAGAGGAGGUUUGAACUUGCUGGUCUACUAUCAUCUAUACUAAGAGCUCAUUUAGAAGCUUAUGACCCUAUUCUAUCGCUGAUGUUAAGAUACUUAAUCAGCAUUCACAAGGCAUUUUGCAAGCGCCAAGGAAUUUCAUCACCUAUAUCUGAUCUCACUGAGCGACUGCUAUUUGAGGAUCGUGAUCCCCCUGUGGUUCCUCAGGAAUGCUUACUCGAAGCACCACCAUUUGAUGAGGUUGAUGUUCAAGCCCUAGCGCAUGCUGUGGAGUUGACAAGACAAGGUGCUGUGGAUAGCUUGAAGUUUGCAAAAGGAAAUUUAUACCAAGCAUUUCAGAACGAAUUGUGUCGGAUGAAGCUGGACCUGACACUUCUGGAUAAACUUGUACACGAGUAUUGUGUAUACAGGGGAAUAGUUGAAGGCAGUUCGCAUGUUCUUUCUGGAACUGCUGACUUGAAAUGUAAACAAAAUAAUGAUGUUAAUAACGAAACACAGCUUGAGUGUGAAAUGACCAACAGUCAGAAUGGACAUUGUAGCACCAGCAGUAUCACUCGCGACGAUUCUUGGUCCAGGAGGUUACAUAGGGUUAGAAAUAGUACGUCUGGGCAGCGAAGACGAAAGAGAUGGAGAGGACGGCUAGAUGAUCUUGAUUACGCUUGUGACGCGUUGUUGGAUUCUAGUAAGCAUGAUCGUUUGUCUACUACCCUUGAUAUGGACGAAGAUACUAUGGUAGAAAAACAGGACUUGGUGGUAAAUUUUAAUUUGUCUGAUAAUAUACACAUGGAAGACCAGAAAUAUGAAAUUAUUUUGGAAAUGCGGGACCUCACGCGAAAAGGGAUGGCUUCCAAAGUUGUUGAGGAAAUAAGCAGUAUAGAUCCUGAUUUCUUUCAACAGAACCCUAUUCUUCUGUUUCAACUGAAACAGGUUGAAUUUCUUAAGCUGGUAGCUGCUGGUGAUCAUGUAUCUGCUCUCAUGGUUGCAUCCACUCAUCUGGGACCACUUGCUGCCAAUAACGAAGCUCUACUGAAGCCCUUGAAGGAAACUUUGGUGACAUUAAUUCAACCCAAUCGAGAUGUACUAAUGAAUGCAUUAUCAUUGCCAGUACUUGCCAGUUCUCUCCAGGUUGCAAUGAGCAGAAGGCUUGGUAUUGAAGAGCCUCAGCUAAUGAAGCUAGUCAGAACAACAAUCCAUACACACACUGAAUGGUUUAAGCUUCAGAUGUGCAAGGACCGUUUUGAGCACUUUUUGAAGAUUGGUUCUCUGAAAGAGGUUGAUCCAUCAUUGGGGAGUCACAGUAUGUCCAAGGUCCUUACAGAUGAAUGUGGAAAUGGAUCAUCUCAAAUCACAACAUGUUCAAGUGGCAAGGUGCCAGAUGAAGGUAGUAGCCCUCAAGUCUCAUCAGAAGUUUCCUGUGAUGAAAAUGCUAUACUGAAGGUUAUGGAAUUCCUUGCGUUGCCAAGGGCGGACGCCAUCCAACUCCUCAUGCAGUACAAUGGAAAUGCAGAGACAGUCAUCCAACAGAUCUUCCAAUAG
Messenger RNA from Miscanthus lutarioriparius, 2082 nucleotides. The record is from the annotation of a GenBank genome assembly. Lineage: Eukaryota; Viridiplantae; Streptophyta; Magnoliopsida; Poales; Poaceae.